Humulus lupulus (European hop) is the source of this 7544-nucleotide messenger RNA. RefSeq names its product calpain-type cysteine protease DEK1. The record is from RefSeq and is a predicted model, not a curated record. The transcript is spliced from 31 exons. Bases 362 to 6841 code for a protein of 2159 amino acids. Gene Ontology annotation, biological process: proteolysis. Gene Ontology annotation, cellular component: cytoplasm. Gene Ontology annotation, molecular function: calcium-dependent cysteine-type endopeptidase activity. Lineage: Eukaryota; Viridiplantae; Streptophyta; Magnoliopsida; Rosales; Cannabaceae.
UUGUUUCUCUGUGAAACAAAAUCUGUGAGAGAAGAAGCUCAGAGAAAGAUAAAGUUUUUCACCAUAGCCAAACAAACCCUAAUUUCUCUCAUCUUCUUCAGCAUCUUCUCUUUUUUGACUCCAAGAACUUAGCUUUUUUUCUUUUGUCCAAUUUCACUUUUUGCCAAUUUAUUAAUUUUAUUAUCGUUUUCACACUUCAUUUCCAUGCUCAUCAGCUCAAAAUUCAGCUGAAAACCCUAGUGGUCUAGACUCACUGGGAGAAAAAAAAAUCCCAUUUCAAAAUGGCCCAUUUCUGCUGAAUUGCGCAUCAUGCUGUUGCGAUAUCUGGAUUUUGAGCUAUAGGAGGGGAGAGAGCUGGGCUAUGGAAGGUGAUGAGCAUCGCCUGCUUUUGGCGUGUGUGAUUUCGGGGACCAUUUUCUCUUUUUUGGGUUCGGCUUCGUUUUCUAUAUUAUGGGCAGUGAAUUGGAGACCAUGGAGGAUUUACAGUUGGAUCUUUGCCAGAAAAUGGCCGAACAUCUUGCAAGGACCACAGUUAAAUAUAUUAUGCGGUUUCCUGUCUCUCUCCGCAUGGACAGUUGUUAUUUCUCCGAUUGUGGUUCUUAUCAUAUGGGGAAGCUGGCUGAUUAUAAUAUUGGGUCGAGAUAUAAUCGGUCUGGCUGUAAUAAUGGCUGGAACUGCUCUAUUGUUGGCUUUUUAUUCAAUUAUGCUUUGGUGGAGAACACAAUGGCAAAGCUCAAGAGCUGUUGCUGUUCUUUUACUUCUAGCUGUUGCUCUUCUUUGUGCGUACGAACUUUGUGCUGUGUAUGUUACAGCUGGUUCAAAGGCAUCUCAGCAGUAUUCGCCUUCUGGUUUCUUCUUUGGUGUAUCAGCAAUUGCCUUAGCAAUUAACAUGCUCUUUAUAUGUAGAAUGGUGUUUAAUGGAAACGGCUUAGAUGUGGAUGAGUAUGUACGGAAGGCAUACAAAUUUGCCUAUUCCGAUUGUAUAGAAGUGGGUCCUGUGGCUUGUUUACCAGAACCACCAGACCCUAAUGAGCUUUAUACUCGACAAUCUAGCAGGGCUUCACAUCUUGGGCUGCUAUACCUUGGCUCACUUGUAGUACUUCUGGUAUAUUCCAUCUUAUAUGGUCUGACUGCGAAGGAAGCACGUUGGCUUGGUGCUACCACAUCAGCUGCUGUUAUUAUUCUUGAUUGGAACAUGGGAGCAUGCUUGUAUGGUUUCCAGCUUCUUCAAAGUCGUGUUGUGGCGCUAUUUGUUGCUGGCACUUCACGUGUUUUUCUCAUUUGCUUUGGAGUCCAUUACUGGUACUUGGGGCAUUGCAUUAGCUACGCAGUUGUAGCUUCUGUGCUAUUGGGGGCUGCUGUUUCUCGUCAUUUUUCAGUUUCAAACCCAUUAGCUGCAAGGAGAGAUGCCUUACAGAGCACUGUUAUUCGCCUUCGAGAGGGGUUUCGUAGGAAGGAACAGAACAGUUCAUCAAGCUCAUCUGAAGGUUGUGGCUCUAGCAUGAAACGCAGUAGUAGUGUCGAAGCUGGUCCUCUUGGUAAUGUUAUUGAAGCUAGCAACAGGACUACAACACAAGAUGCUAACAACUGGAAUGUUCUAUGUCGAACUGCAAGUUCCCGUGAAGGCAUUAAUAGCGAUAAGAGCAUAGAUAGUGGAAGGCCAAGUUUAGCAUUGCGUAGCAGUUCUUGCCGUUCGGUAAUUCAAGAAGCAGAAGUAGGAACAUAUUCUGCUGAAAAAAACUUUGAUCACAAUAAUUCCUUGGUGGUUUGUUCCAGCAGUGGUCUUGAAAGCCAAGGCUGUGAAUCUAGCACUUCUAAUUCCGCAAACCAACAAACAUUAGAUUUAAAUUUAGCUAUGGCUUUGCAAGAAAGGUUGAAUGACCCUAGGAUCACAUCUAUGUUGAAGCGAAGAGCAAGACAAGGUGAUCGUGAACUGGCUAACCUACUGCAGGAUAAGGGUUUGGAUCCUAACUUUGUUAUGAUGUUGAAGGAGAAGAGCUUGGAUCCAACUAUUCUUGCUUUACUUCAGAGGAGUAGUUUGGACGCUGAUAGAGAUCAUCGUGACAAUACUGACAUUACAAUCGUUGACUCCAAUAGUGUUGAGAAUGCAUUACCAAAUCAAAUUUCUCUGUCAGAAGAGCUGAGGCUUCAUGGGCUUGAAAAAUGGCUUCAGUUAUCCAGGCUUGUUUUGCACCAUGUAGCAGGAACUCCAGAGCGAGCAUGGGUUCUGUUUAGUUUUGUGUUUGUCCUAGAAACGGUAUUUGUGGCAAUUUUCCGCCCAAAGAUGAUCCAAAUAAUAAGUGCCACCCACCAACAGUUUGAAUUUGGGAUUGCAGUGCUACUGCUGUCUCUCGUUGUUUGUUCAAUAAUGGCUUUUCUACGUUCACUUCAAGCUGAAGAAAUGGCUAUGACCUCGAAAUCCCGCAAGUAUGGCUUUCUUGCUUGGCUGCUUAGCACCUGUGUUGGAUUGCUGCUUUCGUUUUUGAGCAAAUCAUCAGUUCUUCUUGGAUUAUCUUUGACUGUUCCUCUCAUGGUGGCAUGCCUUUCUGUUGCUUUUCCUAUAUGGAUCCAUAAUGGCUACCAGCUCUGGUUUCCCCGAUUACGAUGGGCCAAUCCUGAAGGAAACCCUCAAUCCCCUGGAACAAAAGAGGGUAUUGUUCUUUUUGUGUGUAUGGUGCUGUUCACUGGAUCUGUAUUUGCUCUUGGUGGAAUUGUCUCAGCAAAGCCUUUAGAUGAUUUGUCAUACAAGGGAUUGACUGGUGAGCAGAAAGGCUUUAGCUCUCCGUAUGCAUCAUCUAUUUAUAUUGGCUGGGCUAUGGCUUCCGCAGUUGCUUUGGUGGUUACCGGUGUACUGCCAAUUGUUUCGUGGUUUGCAACAUACAGAUUUUCCUUGUCUUCUGCAGUGUGUGUUGGAAUAUUCACAGUUGUACUUGUGGCAUUUUCUGGUGUAUCCUAUUUGGAGGUUAUAAAGUCUAGAUAUGAUGAAGUUCCAACAAAGGUUGAUUUCCUUGCUGCUUUGCUUCCUUUGAUCUGCAUUCCAGCUCUACUGUCUCUUUCUUGUGGAUUUUACAAAUGGAAAGAUGAUAAUUGGAGACUCUCUCGAGUGGUAUAUAUAUUUGUUACUCUUGGUCUUCUUCUUCUACUUGGUGCAAUAUCGGCUGUUACAGUAGUAGUUAAACCUUGGACGAUUGGUGUGGCAUUUCUUUUGGUUCUUCUGAUGAUUGUUCUAGCAAUUAGUGCUAUCCACCAUUGGGCAUCAAACAAUUUCUAUUUGACAAGGACUCAGACAUUCUUUGUUUGUUUCCUUGCUUUCCUUUUGGCUCUGGCAGCACUCAUUGUCGGAUGGUUUGGAGAGAGACCAUUUGUGGGAGCGUCUGUUGGUUACUUUUCUUUCUUGUUUCUUCUUGCUGGGAGAGCAUUGACUGUUCUUCUUUCACCACCUAUUGUAGUUUACUCUCCCCGAGUUCUCCCUGUAUAUGUUUAUGAUUCUCAUGCAGAUUGCGGAAAGAAUGUCAGUGUUGCAUUUCUGAUGCUCUAUGGGAUUGCAUUGGCAACCGAAGGCUGGGGUGUUGUUGCCAGUUUGAAAAUUUAUCCUCCAUUUGCUGGUGCUGCGGUAUCAGCAGUUACCCUUGUUGUUUCCUUUGGUUUUGCUGUUUCCCGUCCCUGCUUGACUCUCAAGAUGAUGGAAGAUGCCGUUCACUUUCUCAGCAAGGAAACUGUUAUUCAAGCUAUUGCUAGAUCUGCCACGAAGACCAGAAAUGCUUUAUCCGGAACAUAUUCAGCUCCCCAGAGGUCGGCUAGCUCAGCUGCUCUCCUAGUUGGUGACCCUACUAUUACGCGUGAUAGGGCAGGGAAUUUUGUUCUUCCCAGAGCUGAUGUCAUGAAAUUGAGGGAUCGGUUGAGAAACGAAGAAUUAGUUGCAGGGUCAUUCUUUUGCAAAAUGAGAUCUGGGAGGAGGUUCCGUUUUGAGCCCUUAAGUGAUGUGGAUCACAGAAGACAAAUGUGUGCUCAUGCACGAAUUUUGGCUUUGGAAGAAGCAAUUGAUACUGAAUGGGUGUAUAUGUGGGAUAAGUUUGGUGGCUAUUUGCUUCUUUUACUUGGUUUGACUGCAAAGGCAGAGCGAGUGCAGGAUGAGGUCCGCUUAAGACUUUUCCUUGAAAGCAUUGGGUCUUCUGACCUAAGUGCCAAGAAAAUAAAAAAAUGGAUGCCUGAGGACCGUAGGCAGUUUGAGAUUAUUCAAGAGAGUUACAUAAGAGAGAAAGAGAUGGAAGAGGAACUAUUAAUGCAAAGACGUGAAGAGGAGGGUAGAGGUAAAGAAAGACGAAAGGCUCUCUUGGAGAAGGAAGAACGUAAAUGGAAGGAGAUAGAAGCUUCUCUCAUAUCCUCUAUUCCUAAUGCUGGAAGCAGGGAAGCAGCAGCCAUGGCAGCUGCUGUUCGUGCUGUAGGAGGUGAUUCUGUUCUUGAUGAUUCUUUUGCUCGAGAGAGAGUUUCUAGCAUUGCUCGCAGGAUACGUUCAACUCAGUUAGCUCGUCGAGCCCUUCAGACGGGUAUUGCGGAUGCUGUUUGUGUUCUUGAUGAUGAACCAACUAUAAGUGGGAGACAUUACGGUCCGAUUGAUCCCAGCAUAUGUCAAACUAAAAAAGUUAGUUUUUCAAUUGCUGUGAUGAUUCAACCCGAGUCUGGACCUGUUUGCCUUCUAGGCACUGAAUUUCAGCAGAAAAUUUGUUGGGAAAUCUUGGUGGCUGGUUCUGAGCAAGGUAUUGAAGCUGGACAAGUUGGGCUUCGAUUGAUCACCAAAGGUGAUAGACAAACCACAGUUGCUAAGGAAUGGAGCAUUAGUGCAACAAGUAUUGCGGAUGGAAGGUGGCAUAUGGUAACAAUGACAAUUGAUGCAGAUUCAGGGGAGGCGACUUGCUAUUUAGAUGGCGGUUUCGAUGGCUACCAAACUGCUUUACCAUUACAUGUUGGUGAUAGUAUUUGGGAACAAGGGACAGAAGUUUGGAUUGGUGUCAGACCACCUAUCGAUAUGGAUGCAUUUGGUAGGUCAGAUAGUGAAGGAGCCGAGUCUAAGAUGCAUAUAAUGGAUGUGUUCUUAUGGGGAAGGUGUUUAACAGAAGACGAGAUUGCUGCUCUUCAUGGUGCCAUAGGUUCAGAUGAAUACAGUAUGGCUGAUUAUCCAGAAGAUAAUUGGCAGUGGGCCGAUUCUCCGGUUCGGGUUGAUGACUGGGAUAGUGAUCCGGCCGAUGUAGACCUAUAUGACAGGGAUGAUGUUGAUUGGGAUGGACAAUAUUCAAGUGGGAGGAAACGGAGGUCUGAUCGUGAGUGUGUGAUGAUUGACAUGGUCCAUCCAGAUUCCUUUGCGAGAAGGUUUAGGAAGCCUAGAAUGGAAACACAAGAAGAGAUCAAUCAGCGCAUGCUUUCAGUUGAAUUGGCUGUCAAAGAGGCCCUUACUGCAAGAGGCGAAAGGCACUUUACUGAUCAGGAGUUCCCUCCAAGUGAUCAAUCAUUAUUUGUAGAUCCAGACAACCCCCCUCAAAAGUUACAGGUUGUUUCUGAUUGGAUGAGGCCUGCUGAUAUAGCAAAGGAGAGCCGGCUUGAUGCUCGGCCAUGCUUAUUUAAUGGGGUUGCCAAUCCUUCUGAUGUUUGUCAGGGUCGAUUGGGUGAUUGCUGGUUUCUGAGUGCUGUUGCUGUUUUAACAGAAGUUUCACGAAUAUCAGAAGUAAUUAUUACUCCAGAGUACAACGAUGAAGGGAUCUACACUGUUCGUUUCUGUAUUCAGGGCGAGUGGGUUCCUGUUGUUGUUGAUGAUUGGAUUCCAUGUGAAUCGCCGGGUAAGCCAGCAUUUGCCACUAGCAGGAAGGGAAACGAACUAUGGGUCUCCUUACUGGAGAAGGCGUAUGCGAAAUUGCAUGGCUCCUAUGAAGCUCUAGAAGGUGGGCUAGUUCAGGAUGCUCUUGUGGAUCUUACUGGGGGUGCUGGUGAGGAGAUUGACAUGAGGAGUGCACAGGCCCAAAUUGAUCUUGCCAGUGGUAGACUGUGGUCUCAAUUGUUGCGUUUCAAACAAGAAGGAUUUCUACUUGGUGCUGGUAGUCCAACAGGUUCGGACGUGCAUAUCUCAUCCAGUGGCAUUGUGCAAGGGCAUGCAUACUCUCUCCUCCAGGUAAAAGAGGUGGAUGGCCACAAGCUUAUUCAGAUACGAAAUCCAUGGGCAAAUGAAGUUGAAUGGAAUGGCCCUUGGUCUGACUCAUCACCAGAAUGGACUGAUAGGAUGAAGCAUAAGCUUAAGCAUGUUCCACAGUCAAAAGAUGGCAUAUUCUGGAUGUCUUGGCAAGAUUUUCAGAUUCACUUUAGAUCAAUAUAUGUCUGUCGAGUGUACCCACCAGAGAUGCGGUACUCCGUUCAUGGUCAAUGGCGAGGUUAUAGUGCAGGUGGCUGCCAGGAUUAUGAUACAUGGCAUCAAAAUCCACAGUUUCGUUUACGGGCUACUGGUGCAGAUGCUUCAUUUCCAAUUCAUGUUUUCAUUACGUUGACUCAGGGCGUGAGUUUCUCGAGGACAGUGGCCGGUUUCAGAAACUAUCAAUCCAGUCACGAUUCAAUGAUGUUUUACAUUGGAAUGAGGAUACUCAAAACGCGUGGUCGUCGGGCUGCUUAUAAUAUCUACUUACACGAAUCAGUUGGUGGCACAGAUUAUGUUAACUCUCGAGAAAUAUCUUGCGAAAUGGUAUUAGAGCCUGAUCCUAAAGGUUACACGAUAGUCCCUACUACUAUACAUCCUGGAGAAGAAGCACCAUUUGUUCUCUCUGUUUUCACCAAAGCAUCAGUAACUCUGGAACCCUUGUAGUUUAUAGAGCGGAUUGCUCUUCAGUUUUUCUUCUUUGUGCUGAGAGUACACUCUCGAACUUUGAAUUGCUUGGGCUGUUCAUGGACCAUAAACGCUCGGGGACCCGUUACAUUGGAUUGGCCACACUAGGGAAUGAAUGGUUAGACUUUUCGAAAAAGUCAGCAAAUUUUAUACACCUAAUGAUCAGGCUGUAUACUACCACAACGAUUCUCUCGAGCUGCAAGGAUUGGCAACAAUGACCGGUGAGUUUGCCACUCAUCUGCUGCUGAAACUCUAGGCAAACUACAACGGUACCAAACCGAACGAGCACAAAUGCCUUAAAUUUUAGGCAAAGUUGAUUUCAUCAAAUUCCAGAUUGUGAAAACUACAGGCUUCAUGGUUCUGUAUCUCUAGCUCGCUCAAUCAUGUCGACAUCAUCCUUUGCUUUCGCUGGACUAAGGAUCGGGUUCUUGGCGGCUUUGUAACUGUAUAUAGAUUGGUUUUGUAUGAAUAUAGGUGUAACUGUGUAAAUGAGAGCCAAAAAAAAAAAAAAGCUAUAGAGAAUAAUUUGUAAUUCUUAGGUAAAAAGAGGGAUAGUGCAGCUGUAGUGGUUUCUUGGUUCAGCUGCGGUUUUGAGGUGCUUCUGGAAUCAUUAUAACCAUCUGUACAAAUAGAAAUGUUUCAUAUUUUCUUCAAUGUAAAACUAUUCUUAUCCCCCUUUUCA